GGAAAUCAUUUUUGGCCCCGAGCGAAAGCUUGCGCGUGUGUACCGUUUGAUUUAUUUCAACCGUUUGCACUGGCUGGUACGUGACCUGCGCUGUACUUUUGAAAGCUUUGCUGGCUUUGCCGAGGUGGAUGUAUAAUGGAUCAGCGCUGGCUAAAGUAGGUUACGCUCUCAGGUAGUCGGAACCGCAAAGAAGAAAAAAAAAACAUUGUUGUAGUACUCUGCGGCGAUUCAAUCCUUCUAUCAAUGGACCAUUGAACCAAAUGUGUGCGAAGAGUUAUCGAGGGGUUAGAUAAGGAACGUGGUGCGGCGAGGGUGAAUCCCGUGCCUCCAGCUACGAUUUCUUGCUUCCUCCCUCCCCUCCCCCAGAGAUCACGGUAGCCUAUAGAUGCCCAUUCAGCUACUGCUACCUUCAAGCGCAUAAUUCCUUUAUUAAAGCGAAGCUAUAUAAUCUUUCCCUUCGUCCCCAGUUUGGCGUAUCUGCUUAAGUGGACCGAUCCAGCUAGGAGCUGAAGCAGAAUACCGGACCGUCGUACCCCCGAGGUGGAGUAAUGAAAUCUGAGCCGACCCUAUGCAUCGAACUGAUGUGGGACGUGGCGAGGGGGUGUUUGUAGAGGAAGGCAAGUUGCAUACUGAAGCCAUACGUAACUCAACGGAACUUCGGUGUAUUUCAAAGAAGCAAUUUUUCCUGUGAAUAUAGCUACUAGAGCACCUCACAAACACAUGUACAAUCGACUACAUAUAUACAUAUACGACACAAAUAUGACACAAAUAUGACACAUAUACAAACACAAUAGCGUCGACUAGCCAUUGGUAGCUACCUUUGGUAGCAUAUAUAUACACUCUAGACUCGCCUAAAGCCCCUAAGUGGGGCUUGAGCUCUAUAGACUCGCCUAGAGUCUAUAGAGUGUAGUGCUCCCCUUGGGGAGCUUUAGCAACCGGAAGUACAAGUUCCAUUGGCGCGUAUUAACAUGAUCGCACGGGUGCAUGCGCAGCCACAUGGUUUCACGCUUCAGCAGUGUUGCAAAACAGCCAUUCAGAGAAGAAAAAAAAGAAGAAAAAACUCCUCUGUGAUUCAGAUGUUUUAGAUGCAAAACAGAAGAUACGAGAGCGAGGACUUAAGAUUACACGCGCAGGGUUGAUGUGAAUACUGUAAAAAAAAAGAACCCUUAGUGUGUCGCUAGUUUUGUGAACAGAUGCUACAAAAAAAAGUGGAAUUUAGAAAAAAAGUUUGUGUCAGAAGUGGGAUUCGAACCCACGCCCACAUUCGUGGACCAGAAAUCUCGCACAACCCGCAACGCAGGCAAGGCAUGUAACCUUGAGUCUGGCGCCUUAGACCGCUCGGCCAUCCUGACACAUUUUCACAGGGAACAUAAUAUUCUAUAUAUCCAGCAUGAGAGCCUUACACGAUCUUUGCUUUGCUUUUGUGCAAUUAAUUGCAACUAAUGCACAUGCCUGCAGACGACGGUACGUCAAUAAUUCCAAAAAUUAUUCCUUUAGGAAUACUCCAACACCCAGCAGUCAAUACGGUAACCGCCACAGGGGCAUGAUAUUUUGUAGAUGGCAGUUCGAACAGUUCGUUGCAUUUCCAGAUCGGAAAUCGUGAAGUCGGCGGCUGUUCGGUUCCUGUGGGCAGGGCGGGCAGGCCUUGUAGCCGCUGGCUACCGAAAAGGAAAAAAAAGAAAGUGCCCGUCUGAGUUAAUCGGUGCUCUAGAAUCAAAGAAGUUCCACCAGCGCGUUAAGAAUGUCCGUGCAUUCCGUACCUCGCUUGCAGUGUGCCGGUGGUGUUCGCGCUGGUACCACGCGAUGAGCGUCCCCAACGUGAGCCGUGGAGCCACGAACACGACCGUGUUUACAUUGUGCAUAACCGCAUCCAGUCGCCUUCCCGCUGCCACCUGCGCUGCUUCAUUACUACAACGUCGUCACCUGCUGUAGCAGCGGUGCCAAACGAACCCGCGAACUUGUGCGUCCCACGAUGGUGAACUUUGCGAAGGCGCUCGUCACCAAGGUGUGGAAGUUUGUGCUGGGAUUUUUCGGCGUUCUUCGCCGAGCGAUGUGCUGCUUCCGCAAGCGCCGCAGGGCGUCCGACGUCGGCCUGCCCGUCUACCUUACCGCUCACGGGACGGAGCCUUGCAGUGUUCAGCAGCUUAAGGACGAUCUUCAAAGCUGGGACUCUUGGAACGAAGAAAACGGGCCUGUCUCAGUCCAAGUGGACUCUUCGGGGAAUCAGGGCACAGCAGGGGGUUCCCAAAGACAUGCUGCAGUAGGCAAUGGCCCUUCAAGUGGGCGACCAUCUGCCCCCGGCAGUCGUGGUGCUGGGGACCUGAGACGAGACUCGCAGAGUGAUGAUGAUGUGGACUUCUUCAAGGACAUGGCACCCACCAACAUCCGGCAGAAGAAGUACAUACUUCGCGGUGAAGAUGGUCUCGGGGCCAUGCCCAGUGGUGGUCUCUCUAGUCGUCUCAAGUUUGAUGCAAGGGCUGUGCUGCCGCACCAAGGUGCCGAAUUAGGCGUGCUCGAGGACGACGGCGACACUGCGCAGGCCAGCUGGGAGGACGAGGCGGAGCUGGAGGUGGACUCUGUGAUCCGCGAGAAGCGCCAGGCCGAGCGGGAGCGCCGCAUCGCGGAGCACCAGCGGAGGAAGCGCGAGAAAGAGCAGCAGCGCACCACCAGUGGCAACGUUGCUCCCACAGCCGGCAGCAGCAGUGCUCCGCAUUCUUCACCGCCCAGCACCAGACGGAAGGUCUUCUAAGGGGCUGUCGACAGCCACCCUUGUCACGCACCAUGCACACCUUGGGAGACUAGAAAUGGACUCCUGCCUUUUGUUGGCCUUGUGGUCGGUGGUCCCAAGCUGUAGUAAAGGCAGUGGUUGUUUCUUCAAGAAUUUGCAUUACAGCUCCAUGUCUUCGCAAACUGGCACCCGUGCAAACCCAACACUAACUGUCCAGUGAGGUGUGCACCCAGGACCAAGUGACUGGUGACGUAUUGUUCGAGACACAAGGACCUUAAAGGGAUGAUCUUUUGCCAUUGUCAUUUGGCUUUCGAGUUCAAGGAUAGGACAUCGUGGACUGUCUGUUAGUUUGUUGACUUUGAGGAUGGCACACAACAGUUGUCCACGGCACAUUGACUGCAGCGUGUGGGGUGCGGUGCUCGUAACCAUAUUGUACAAGAAGGGUGCAAGCAGCGACGUUGUUUCCAGCAUCCGACGAUGUAUAAUUAUACUUUUCCUUCUUUAAUAGUUAGCAGGUGUGUUGUUACAGGUUUAUAGUUUGGGUGUGUUUUUUAUAGUACAUAAAGCUCUAAUUUGGACUGUUGGCACAUGCCCGGUUAACGAGGUAAUCGGCGCUUAAAGUAGGAGGUAGAGCGGACGACAAACAAUAGGUGCAGACAGCAGCACGUGUGUUUGUUGUCUGCUUUUCAUCCCAUUCUAAAUGCCGUUUCUUUGAGCAGCUGAGUCUCUUGUAUUCUGGUAAAAGCCAGCAGACCUGCGCAACGCAUUGGUACACUUUGUCCCUUCGAUGUUACAACAUCCACGAGCCGGAACAACCAGUUUGUGGGUUCCCUUGCCUGUGAUAGAAGUGCGCAUGCUCGGUCGGCUUUCAGUCACGUCCGUGUUUGUCAAACAGGCCAAAAGAUUGGCCUGUUUGAGUCGAAAGCAAGAGUGAAUUGUUGAGAGCGACUGCAAAUGAUUACUGCAAGAGUAAAAAGAGUUUGCAGAUUUUCUGUGUUCUACUAUAAUAGUGCGUGUGUCUUUUAUAAUGUAUGUUGCUUGCGGCUGCAGUGCAUGUGGCGAGGUGUUUGUAAUGUGUUAAGUGCUAAGACAGUGUCACACUGCUAUGCAUAGCUUUACAUGCCCAGUACACAUCACCCUCAAAUAAGUGCCACGGUGAUUGGUCCCAGAUUUGGAAAUGUGUACAUAAUGGGUUGUUGUACUUCCUACAAUCAAAACAAGAUAUGCUAGCAAAUGAAUUAUUUAUGAGCACCAUAUAUGUGUCCAUAAUUAGCCUGCAUCGUUGCAUGUGCCAUGUAAUGGUUUCCUGGGCCUUCGUCAAGCUGUUCGUACAGCUUUUAGCCUAGGUGACCAUCCAGAUACUUGCUGGAGAAUAAAAUAUGAUUUGAUUUGAUUUGAUUUGCUCUAGCCAGCUCUUGUGCAAAAGUCACAGGAGUUUCUUAGCUAGUAUCACGAAAGUACUCAGUCGCACCACUGCCAGUCGCAGAGUAUGCAGUGUUUUCUGUUCUGAGAGCCGCAACCGCGUAUAAGGAUUAGCGAGUUUUGCAUGAGUAAGAUAUAGUUAAACAGACUGCACCAGUGUGGGUAUUCUGAUUUGGCUGUCAUUUGGUGUGCUAUUGUACAGUGGUCAUAAUGUGCACUGGAUUUGCUCACGAUGGCUCAAAGGAAUGCAAGCCACAGCCCAUAGAAGGAAGGAAACAAUAGCGUUAAACGCGAUACCUCUCCGAAAUAGCAGUUACAAGAAAGCCCUGCUCUGGCGAUAUGUGAGGGCUGCCCAACAAGAAAUAUUUCAUGUCCACCUUUGUUAAAUUUUGGCUAUCUUCGAUGUAUUGCAAACUUGUUGCAUGGGUUUUAGCUUUGAUGAUGCCGCAUACAGUGACUCGUGCCUGUCCAAUGGAAAAGUGGUCAAGUGUUUCUUGUGCAUUGUGUUGCAAAAGCUUUUGCAUGUUUGCAGUGCCACAGUUUAUUGUGACACAGUCAUUUGGCCGCAACACUUGGUUUGCUCAAUAUGGUUCACUGCUGAGGCCCAGAUCAUGAUCGCUAUCGACUCUAAUCUGAGCGUUGCAAGUAAAUUUCUUAGGCUAUUUCCUUAUGGAGUCUUCUGAUAAAGCACCACAUAAAGCCAUUGUGUAGAUAGAAAAUAUGCUAGUCAUGUUUUUGAGUCAUUACAGAGGCACCUCCUGCUACUAUAUUACCCCAUAAGUGAGUCUUGUGCAUGAUUUCAGCAGCAUCAUGUAGAGCUUGGUUUUUUGCAUCAGUGAUAGAUGAUAGUGAGUGACCAGAUUAGCAAGCUUUCUUUGUCAUCUAAGAAUGCUUAUGCUUUCCUCUUUCUUUAACUAACUUUAACUAACUAACUAAAUGGUGCAUUUAGUGGGAAUAUGUGCAUGUCUUUCACAGUGUGUAUUUUGUUCUGUCAUUUUUGUCCAACUAUCCUGAAAGUGUGGCAAAACUUUGGUGACUGGCUUUGCUGUCGAUAUUAUGCUAUAUUAAAAAUGAGAUGUCAAGUGAAAGAAAGGCGCAACCCACAUUGCUGAAUUUCCUCAAUUCUGUGUAAAUGUUUGCUGUGCCAGAAUUUGUUUUGCAUGCACAAUUCUUGUUGGGUAUUUCCACAUUUUUUUAUGUACCAGAUGUAAAAAAAAACAAAGGUGAAAUUAACCCGCACAGAAAAGUUUUGCUUCAUCCGAGUGUAGUUGUUGAUUUCAAAACCUGCUUUCAUCUCAGUCAAGUUACUUUUUUGUUAAAAUAGAAUCUCUUGACGUCUCUGUGUAAAGUAGCCGCGACAACAUCUUUACACAAAGCUCUGCCUUGCUCUGGGAACAUUCCUCAGAAGCCUGGCUUUCGGCGCAAACAUGGCGUGUGGCUUGUAUUAACAAUACUGACUACGUCUAACAAGCUUCAAGAUAUUCCAACAUGAAGAUGACUGUUCUGUUGGAAAAUGCUGGAAACUUUUUGGAUGUGUUUGUUGGUACGACUAACUAUCCUUCUCCCAGUUUGUAAUUUCUGUUCUACUGCUCCAGCUUGCACACAGUGUCACGUGCAGCUUUGCCCAGUGUUGGCCACUCACAUGUGACCAGCAUUGGUGCACGCGCGUAGUGACACGCACGCCAUUUUUGUCAAUAUUGGUCGCGUAGAGCAAAGGACAAAAAAUGAGUGGAAUUGGAAGAAAAGUUCUAGGAACUUACUGCUGCAGGACUGGUGUGGUGCAACAAUUCUUUUAAUUUGAUUCAGUUUUGUCAUCCGCCAGGCCAGCUGGCUAAACCUGUUGAUGACGUAGAGGCACCGUGCUUAGUAGAGCCACUGAGAAGGGUAUGAAAACAGUAGCGUUGGAAUGGAGCAGGAAUUAAGCAGGAGAUGCACAAUAUGAUUCUGAGUGCGAUUUAACGUAUGACUAGUCGUACCAACAGCCACAUCCAACAAGUUUAUGACAGGAUUCGACAAAUUCUAACAAGGAGAUGGCUGCUCGGACUGUUGGUACCUAUCAGAAACUUGAACGUGUUUGUUGGUACAAGUCAUUGCGUAUUGCAUCGUGCAGGAAAUUGUACUGCGUGUCUGGCACUUUAGAAUUGUGCCUUUUUGUGGCUCUGGUAUUGCAUGCCAUGUUCGACAACAGUGCGCACAAUAUUUUCAUUGCGAACACAAAUCUGCCCACGUGUUUGCGUAUCUGCUGGCUUCAUUAAUCAGACAUUAAUGCUGCUCGUAUUACAACGAAUGCAGUUGUGUGUAGGGCCUUGAUUUUACACGCUUUCAAUACCUUUCUUCAUGCUACCAGGCGAAAUGCAUAUUCUUGUGGGAAAGCAGGAGCGUCUACUCUCCUGGCAAGUGUUGAGAUGUUUGUGCCCCAUGUUCUGGUUGAUGUAUGAAGCAUGGGUGUGGUGUCACCAGGCAAUGUUUUGGAAAGCCCAAACUUGCCAAUCACUUGGUAGACAAGAGCCCAAGUCUAGCUCCAGAAUCUCUGGUUCUCGGCAUGGCUGAUGCGUGCAUUUGUAAUUCAGCUUGCCCAAGGAACGGGCUCCUGUGUCUGAGAAUUUUCAGUGUGACAUCACAAGCAUGCCACAGUGGUUCUAAAGUGUUUGUGACUAUUGCAUUCAUUCAGCUCAAUUCGUCGUCAAGCACAUGGCUGGCCCAUGCCCUUGAGUGGUGUGCUCUGUUAAAGGGCCCCUCACCAGGCCCCAUAGCAAAUUUUGGUUAUACGCUGGAAGUUGUUACGUGCCCUCUAAAAACUGUUCAGCUGCAAGAAUUUUUCAAAUUGGUUCAUUAAUAGCCGAGAUAGAAAUAUUUCAGUGAUGCGAACUCAUGAUUUCAGGAGGCGAGCGCCAUUGCCAAGAGAGGCACUCUCUCCGCUAGCCCUGUCUAGCCUCCACAAGCGAAAUUACUUCCCUGCGUUCUGCCAUACCGGACCUCGAGUAUCGCGUGAUGCAUAUGUCAAGGGCCCCGCCUUCAUAUAUUUUCCCCCUGCUUUUUGCUGCGCGGUGCACUUUCGUUGAUGGUGUCGUGUGCGAGCUGCUGUGAUUGUCUUGUCUCGCGCAGCGCACGAGUGUGUGUGUGCUGUGCACGAGAACACCUGACUAGCGGUAUAAGUCAGUGCUACACGAAUGCUGAGGUAGACACAAGCACAUCACAGAGCAUGAUCGCGUGCUGGAACACGGUAGAAAAUGACAUAGUUUCGGUGUCGGCGCGUGCGACUGCACGACGUGGGAACAAGCACACGAAACAGAAGUACGUCUCUCUUGCUGCCGUGUGAAGUAAGACAAAUACAUGCAGACAUUGAGUUUGCGUGUAUUAUCAUUUCUCUAAACCUUAAUUUGUCUAUCGGCGCAACAGAUUACACAAGUAACAGAUGUUGCCUUGAAUAAUUCUCGAAGUCACAAGUCACUAAGAGCUACGUCGCAGCAAAGACACAUGUACGUAGGCGCACUAGCACGCAUACAUCAUCCUUCCGGCUUGGAGCAUGGCACCCGCGAGAAGAAUGGCAAACAGCAUUCGGUUUGAAAUUUCAGCUAUUUUCGUGGUGCGUAGCGAUGUAAUAAGCAGAAACAAUCGUUAGUGCGCAUUGUAUGCACGGAACUUGUCAGCUCAAAAUGACCAGACCUGGUGAGGGGCCCCUUAAAGUCAACACAACUUGAGCAGUUAGGUGGAUGCCUCACUUUGUCACACUUACUGCCCUGGCGCAGCUGUCUGUUGAGAAGAGCUCCAGAAGUUCACAGUUGCCAAAGAAAAAAUCUUUGGCACUGAGCUAGCAUUGCCAUUGAUCUCGAUGCAUAGAAAAGGUAAGGAGGAUGUAGGGCAGUGUGUUGCCCAAGGAGAUGGGGUUGUUGUUAUGUAUAAUAAAACAUUUCCAAAUUAUUAAAA
This is a messenger RNA of Dermacentor andersoni, 8077 nucleotides long. RefSeq lists its product as uncharacterized. The record is from RefSeq and is a predicted model, not a curated record. Lineage: Eukaryota; Metazoa; Arthropoda; Arachnida; Ixodida; Ixodidae. Gene Ontology annotation, cellular component: secretory granule.